Messenger RNA from Aspergillus welwitschiae, 3373 nucleotides. RefSeq names its product P-loop containing nucleoside triphosphate hydrolase protein. The coding region runs from base 1 to 3294 and encodes 1097 amino acids. Gene Ontology annotation, molecular function: ATP hydrolysis activity; ATP binding. The record is from RefSeq and is a predicted model, not a curated record. The transcript is spliced from 3 exons. Lineage: Eukaryota; Fungi; Ascomycota; Eurotiomycetes; Eurotiales; Aspergillaceae.
AUGGACAAUCUCGAGACACCCUCAAGCAAUAUCGAUGAGAAACUUCACCUGCAUUUGACGACCCCACCGGCAACCGAUACAAAAUCUCCCUCGUCCAUCCUCCAUGGCACUGUGGACAGCGCGACCGAGUCUCCGCGGGAGAUCCACGAAUGCACGCCCAAGAGCGACUGGAUAUUCCAAAAGCGCGCCUGGGAUAUGUCCAACACUGCGCUUGACUCAUUGAUGGAAAUGAUUGGACUGUGCGAGGUGAAAAAGAAGUUUGUCGAGAUCAACACAUUCAUCGCUACUUCAGGGAGACAGCAAGUUAGUCACCGUAAGAACAAAUUCGGGGCAGUUUUUAUUGGCAAUCCCGGCACUGGGAAAACAACGGUCGCGGAGCAUUAUGCGAAAUUCUUGCACGAGGCGGAUGUACUCCCGGUUGGCGACAUCGUGACAGUGAAUGGGACUCGACUUGCCUCAGAAGGGGUCCGGAGUAUUCAACGCCUGCUGGAUGAGGUUGAGGAUGGAGGUGUUCUUCUUGUCGACGAUGCUCAUCAAUUGCUUUCCUCUGGCACAUGUGACGGAACUGCGGUCCUCAAUGUGCUUCUAUCCCUGGUGGAGAGGUUAACUGGGAAGGUCGUUGUCGUUUUCGCUGGCCAUGGAAAGCAGAUGCUGGAGUUCAGAGGUCACCAUCCAGCUUUUUCGAGCCUUAUACCCACGACAAUAAAGUUUCCCGACUACCAAGACCAUGAACUUCAUCAAAUUCUUGUUCAUGAGCUGACGAUGAGGUUUGGUGACAAAAUAAGGGCCGAAGAUGGCCUGGACGGCCGCUUUAUGCGAAUAGUCGUUCGGCGAAUCGCCCGUGGACGUGGCCGAUAUGGAUUCGGAAAUGCUAGAGACGUGCAAACUGCAUUGUCAGUGAUCCUCCACCGACAAGCUGAUCGCCUCUUUCGAGAAAUGAAAGCUGGAUACAACAUCGACGAUUUUUUCCUGACCCAGGAAGAUCUUAUUGGCCCGGCCCCUUCAAGCGCAUUUGAUACUAGCACCGCGUGGAAAAAGCUUCUCGGGAUGGUAGGCUUGCGAGCCGUUAAGAAUGCGGUCGAGGCAUUAAUUCAUCGACUACAGCUCAAUUACGAGCGCGAACUAGACGAAAAGCCGUUGGUCGAAUGCUCUCUGAACAAACUUUUUCUCGGUAAUCCGGGCACCGGAAAAACAACAGUCGCGAAAUUAUAUGGUCAAAUAUUGGCUGAUAUUGGACUGCUCAGUAACGGCGAAGUCGUAUUGAAGAACCCUUCUGAUUUCAUUGGCAGCGCUCUUGGACAGUCAGAGGCGAAUACCCGGGCUAUCCUUGAUGCUACAAAGGGCAAAGUGCUCAUCAUCGACGAGGCAUACAUGCUUGGAGGUGGAGAUGGCAAUUCAGUCACAUCACCUGAUCCAUAUCGAGCGGCGGUCGUAGAUACAAUUGCCGCAGAGGUGCAAAGUACCUCUUGUGAAGACCGAUGCGUUCUUCUCUUGGGAUACAGAGAGCCUAUGGAAUCGAUGCUCAACAUCGUCAACCCGGCACUAGCGCGACGAUUCCCUCUGGCAUCUGCCUUUGACUUCAAGGACUACACGGAUGAUGAGCUACGGCAGAUACUCGAUCUUAAACUUAUUCAACAGGGGUUUUUGGCUUCCGAAGAGGCUAGGAAUGCUGCCUUAGAAGUCCUUCGGCGAGCUCGGAAUGGACCAAAUUUUGGUAACGCAGCUGAAGUUGACAUUUUACUAGAUCGGGCUAAGAUCAAUCAACAUCGGCGCUUUUUGGAGGGGGGGAGUCGAGAAAAAGGGGAUGUCCUUGAGCCACAAGACCUAGAUCUGGAAUUCGACAGAGGCAAUCCUGAACUGGGAAGCAUUAGAAGUAUUUUCCACGAUUUUGUUGGCUGCCAACAGCUUGUCGAAAGGUUAGAAGCCUAUCAGCGAAUUGCCAGAAACAUGAAGGUUCUUGGCCAGGACCCACGCGAGCAAAUACCAUUCAACUUCAUCUUCUGUGGCCCACCAGGAACUGGGAAAACAACAACGGCGAAGAGAAUGGGCGCAGUUUUCUAUGAGAUGGGCUUGCUUGCGACCAAAGAUGUUGUGGAAUGCUCUGCCACGGAUUUGAUAGGCGAGUAUGUCGGUCACACUGGACCAAAGACUAAGAAGGCUUUUGAGUCGGCCUUAGGACGGGUUUUGUUUAUUGAUGAAGCUUACAAACUGGCCGAUGGGACAUACGGGAAGGAUGCCGUUAUUGAAAUGGUCAAUAACCUUACCAAGGACCGGUACCGAAACAAGCUGGUAACAAUCUUGGCUGGAUACGAAGACGAGAUGAAUGAACUCAUGGAAGCCAAUCAGGGCCUGAUCGGACGCUUUCCUGAAGUCAUUCAUUUCAAGAAUAUCUCUGCCAGUGACAGCAUUUCAUUGCUAUACAAAACAUUGGAACUCAAGGGACUUGGCACGAUGAAAUUAAAAUCAUCUUCGGAGUUCCAAAGCUGCCUCGAGGUUUCCUUCAGAAGACUUUCUAUGAUGCCGUCCUGGGCAAACGCCCGCGAUAUCCACACGCUUUCCAAGGCGAUCUUUUCACGGAUAAUGCGAGGCCACACUCUCCCUUCAUCAUCCGACAUUCCCGAAGCUAUUGUGCGAGAGGAGAUUUCUUCUAUGAUUCAACAACGGCAUAAUCGAACAGCAGCAAUCAACUCCUCUCGGAAGCGAAAGGCAUCGCCUUCUGAGGAAGUAUCUGAUCAUGCCCGUGCACGAGCUCGACCACCGCCGAAGACCCACAUCCAGAAAAAUAUCGACAUAGUGAAGCCUGCUUCAAUGACGCCAACUACUGAGAAACAAGAAAUGGUGUUAAAAGCCCAAUCCCCGCGUGGGCAGAACGAGGAAGGACAAGAACCACCACCGAUGAACACACCUCGUGAUCCUAACAUCUCCGAUGAUGUAUGGAAUCAGCUGCAGUUAGACAAGACAGCAGCAAGGUUUCAUCAGGAGGGAAUUAGCAACCUUCGCAAGAUAACUGCUCGCCUGAGGUCGGAAGCUACAAGAUAUGAGUCAGUGAUCUGGCAAGCUGAUUCUGACUCUCAAGAAUCCGAAUCCCAGCAGAAGCUGACUAAAGUACGGCAGCUGCUGGAGAAAUUCCAAGAAUCGCUGGCAGAGAAGGAGAAAGCAGCCCAGGAAGAAAGGGAUAUUCAAGAGCGUCUCAAAGAGUUGGGAAACUGUCCCUUUGGGUAUGAGUGGAUUAGACAGCGCGAUGGUUAUCGGUGUGGAGGCGGAAUGCAUUUUGUGAGCUUUGGCGAAAUCUGAACAGGCCAAAUUUCAAUUCCUGCUAAUGAUAUGAAGUAAUGAGAGGGUGUUAAUAGUUAGUUGAGUGCUAGUUUGUUGG